Molecule: messenger RNA, 789 nt
Organism: Iphiclides podalirius (scarce swallowtail)
Lineage: Eukaryota; Metazoa; Arthropoda; Insecta; Lepidoptera; Papilionidae
Source: the annotation of a GenBank genome assembly
AUGCUCUGGUGUCGGUACCGACUCCGACGAAGAGUUCUGGAACCACCUGAAUACCCUGGGGCACUCCCGCUGCUCGGUCACUUACCCCUGCUGCUGGGAGACGGUUGCGUUGCGAAGUGCAAGCCGUUCUUAGAACUACUAUUGGAGCUGUCUGAACAGCAAGUUCUCUUUACCGAAGAGGAAGUGAGGGAGCACGUGGAUACGAUUAUCGUGAGCGGAUACGAAACGAUCGCUUCUGUGAUGUGUUUCACUCUCGUUCUCAUCGGCUCGUAUAAGCAAGUCCAGGAACGUCUUCUGAGCGAGUUAAAAGAUGUAUUUGGUGACACUGACAGAGAUGUAGCGAGAGAAGAUCUUUCACGCUUAGUCUACUUAGAAGCCGUCAUUAAAGAAACCAUGAGAAUAUACCCGGUGGCACCAAUCGUGGCGAGGCGUAUAGACAAAGAUGUGAAGUUGAAAAAUUACACGCUUUUGGCUGGCAACACUUGUAUUAUAUCACAAUACGGCAUCCACCGUCAUCCGAUGUGGGGCGAAGACGCGGGGGAGUUCAAACCGGAGAGAUGGCUGGACCCUUCUACAUUGCCUGAUAACGCUCACACCUUUCUGGCUUUUGGCUUGGGAAGACGGAAUUGUAUAGGCAAAACAUACGCGAUGACGUCAAUGAAGACAACUCUGGCACAUUUCGUCCGGCGCUACAAAGUGGCGGCAGAUCAUUCUAAAAUGGCGUUGAAGAUGGAGGUUUUGUUGAAACCGGUAUCAGGGCAUUGCAUUAGCGUAGAGCGUAGAAUGUUC